GGCUUGUCCUUGCCUGGGAGUCGUGCUCUCACUUGCUGCAGGGCUCGCGGGGGGCCACCAUAGCAUGAAUAUGGGAGGCCUCUGGCCUUGGGUGCUGGGUCUGGUCUCUUUGCCAGGUUUGAUCCUAGGAGCACCCUCAGCCUCCAGCUGCUCAGAAGCCUGUGGAACCAGCUUCUCGGAGGGCCUCAACCCCGAGGGGACCCAGACAUCCUGGGACAAGGACAUCCCUGCGAUUAACCAAGGGCUCAUCCCAGAGGAAACCCCAGAGAGCAGCUUCCUCCUCGAGGGGGACAUCCUCCGGCCGAGUCCCUUGCGGCUGUUCUCAACUACCAGCAACAAGUGGCCCAAGAACGGGGAGGUCGUGGAGGUCCCCUUCCUGAUCUCCAGCAGAUACGAUAAAGCCAGCCGCGACAUCUUCCUAAAGGCAUUUGCCGAGUUUGAACGCUUCACAUGCAUCAGGUUUGUUGCCUACCAGGGCCAAAGAGACUUCAUUUCCAUCGUCCCCAUGUCUGGGUGUUUCUCCAGCGUGGGACGCAGCGGAGGGAUGCAGGUGGUAUCCCUGGCACCUACAUGUCUCCAGAAGGGCCCAGGCAUUGUCCUGCAUGAGCUCAUGCACGUACUGGGCUUCUGGCAUGAGCACUCACGGGCUGACCGGGACCACUAUAUCCGUGUCAACUGGAACGAGAUCCUUCCAGGCUUUGAAAUCAACUUCAUCAAAUCUCGGAGCAGCAACAUGCUGGUGCCCUAUGACUACUCAUCAGUGAUGCACUAUGGGAGGCUUGCCUUCAGCCGGCGUGGGCUGCCCACCAUCACACCGCUCUGGGCUCCCAGUGUCCACAUUGGUCAGCGAUGGAACCUCAGCACCUCGGACAUCACACGGGUCCUCAGGCUUUAUGACUGCAGCCCAAGUGGCCAAAGCCCCCGUGGGAGAGGGUUCCAGCCCCACAGCGAUGGUAGGAGCCCUACUCCUGCCUCUAGACCAUACCUGCAGCAGCUUCUGAAGGCAUUGUCGGCAGAAUCUGGGCGCCCCGACCCCAGUGGCUCCAAGGCUAGAGCCCAGCGCAUUGUUGCAGGGCCUGGAGAGAGCCCACGUAGCUGGAAGCUCCCUGCGCUGAGAAAGUUGGGUGUGGGGGCCUCUGCAAGGCUGCUUCAGACCCCAGCUUCCUCCCUAAACUCCAGGCCUGGAGCAGACGUUCCUGGUUUGGCUCUAGAGAGGUCCUGGCUGGCCCAAGUGCCCUCUGUACCACUCACUGCUUCUCCGGAAGCAGAAGACCAGCCAGGACCCAUCCAGGAGGCUUUGGGGAGCAGCUCUCCCAGGAGCACAUGUACCUGAAAGUCCUUUC
Molecule: messenger RNA, 1343 nt
Organism: Leopardus geoffroyi (Geoffroy's cat)
Lineage: Eukaryota; Metazoa; Chordata; Mammalia; Carnivora; Felidae
Gene: ASTL
Product: astacin like metalloendopeptidase
Exons: 9
Coding region: 65-1333 (422 amino acids)
Biological process (GO): proteolysis
Molecular function (GO): zinc ion binding; metalloendopeptidase activity
Source: RefSeq, a predicted model, not a curated record